AGUCAUGGAUAAUCCACAGAGAAGGACAAAUGAGAACAAUGACGCAUCGUCCAAUGAUAUAUUUAAGCAAGGUGGAUCAACCUUUCCAAAGUACCCACCGAUUAUACUGCUCCUGGGAUUGCUGAACGCUGUAUUGUUGAUAACGGCUGUUGUUAUUGGAGUUAACUGUGCCAAAGUCAAAGAGGACUCCUUGCACAUUUCCAACCCAGCUGUAACACAGCUCUUCAGUGAGCUCGACUAUCUCCGAAGCAACCACAGCGAUGUGAUCGAAGCUGAAGAGGAGGCCAAGAAGGCGUUAGAGAGCGCGAUCAACAACCACAAAGAAGUAAAGGUGAAAAUUGAGGAGCUGAAGACCGUCAAUGAUGGUUAUCAGAAACAGAUGCAAGCACUGCAAAUGGAGAAGGCAAACCUGAAGUCCAAUGUAUCAAUUUUAGAGGGAUCUUGCGGCGUAUGCCUCCCUGGUUGGGCUCUUUUCAACUCGUCCUGCUAUUUCUUCUCCUACACCGAGUCCUCUACUGUCAAAAAGAACUGGCAUGAGAGCAGAGAGGACUGUAUUCGUCGUGGCUCUGACCUGGUUGUGAUUGAUAACCAGGAAGAGCAGAAAUAUGUGAGUAACAUGGUCCAAAAUAUGAAAACCACUUUUACUAUCUGGGAGAAUGGAUUCUGGAUUGGAAUCACUGACAUGGAGAAUGAGGGGACCUGGGCAUGGAUUAAUAAUGUCACAGAGGUAGAACAAAGGUACUGGAUGGAUGGAGAACCGAACAACGCUGGAAAUGUGGGAGAACAUUGUGGGGUGACAGUUCACUCCACCUUUAAUCCCUGGAAGACCCGCUAUGAUGGAAAGUGUGACUUUCAGCAGCUGCACUGGAUAUGUGAAAUGUAAUCAAAAAAACGCUUUUCACUCCUGAUAUGAUGCUCAAGCAGUCUGUAAUAGAGAUGAGUAAAACAUUUUUAACCAUAAAUUAUUUUAGCAGUUUUCUGCUAAUUCUUCAUAUUUAGAAUCUACAGCAGUGCAGUAACAUUCAAAUUACU
Molecule: messenger RNA, 1032 nt
Organism: Pelmatolapia mariae (spotted tilapia)
Lineage: Eukaryota; Metazoa; Chordata; Actinopteri; Cichliformes; Cichlidae
Product: CD209 antigen-like protein D
Exons: 6
Coding region: 5-883 (292 amino acids)
Molecular function (GO): signaling receptor activity
Source: RefSeq, a predicted model, not a curated record